Messenger RNA from Betta splendens (Siamese fighting fish), 3162 nucleotides. It is a transcript of the gene ehd3, whose product is annotated as EH-domain containing 3. Gene Ontology annotation, molecular function: protein binding; GTP binding; calcium ion binding. The transcript has 8 exons. Gene Ontology annotation, cellular component: plasma membrane; cytoplasm. Gene Ontology annotation, biological process: endosomal transport; endocytosis. The record is from RefSeq and is a predicted model, not a curated record. Bases 773 to 2380 code for a protein of 535 amino acids. NCBI's taxonomy places the organism in Eukaryota, Metazoa, Chordata, Actinopteri, Anabantiformes, Osphronemidae.
UGGCACUUCCGCCGGGCUCGGGUUUCCAUCGGCAUUUAAAUAGGGGGUGCAGGAGGCGAGCCGCCGCAGCGUUCAUCUCUGUGCAAUGACAGAAAAUAAGCAGUAGGAGCAAGCAAAACAAGCGGGGCUCAUUUCCGAGGGGAACGCAGCACACUUUGCAGCUGGUGGCUGAGGCGGGUCGGCUGCUCGCGUGAGCGCACGAGCGGUAGCGGUUGAACAAUAACGGAGGCUGCCACUGACGGGCUCGGUGCAUCGCUGUGCGGGACGACAGUCUUUAGCGGUAACGUGACGUGGUGCGUGACUAGAAUAUUAUAGGCUUCACUGGGCAGUGUUUGUUUACUGACACAGAUUGGUAAACAAAAACAAAGUCGUUGAACGCGGCGUGGUUUGAGGCCCCGGAAUAUUAUUGGCCUGGACUUGUAAUGACCGCGGGACUCGAUGAUGAGAGGGUGUCUAAAGGGUCGGGUUUAAUUCUAAUUAUCUGAUAAAACAUUGUGUUAUUUUUAUUUGCAGUCAUUUUCAACUCAUAAAUAUCAAAAUAGUGCAAUUUGGUAGAUCAUUAAUAUUAUUAUAAGUCAUUAAUUAGCUUUUUAUUUGGACAUAAAGGUUUAUUUAGAUUAAAAUUGUAUUUGUUUCUAAAUUAGAUCCUAGAUUGACUUUUAAGACAGGAUUAUUUGUAAAAAAUUUUACUGCCCACGAAAAAAAAAGUCACUAAAGCCACUGGGAGCGACUGACAGGCACCGGCAGAAUAAAGUGACAGCGAGCAGCAGCCAUGUUCAGCUGGCUUGGCACCGACGACCGCAGGAAGAAGGAGCCGGAGGUGUUCCAGACCGUCAGCGAUGGACUGAGGAAGCUGUACAAGACCAAGCUGCUGCCGCUGGAGGAGAGCUACAAGUUCCACGAGUUCCACUCGCCGGCCCUGGAGGACGCGGACUUCGACAACAAGCCCAUGGUGUUGCUGGUGGGACAGUACUCCACCGGCAAGACGAGCUUCAUACGCUACCUGUUGGAGCAGGAUUUUCCCGGAAUGCGGAUUGGCCCUGAACCCACCACGGAUUCCUUCAUCGCGGUGAUGCACGGCGACACGGAAGGCGUCAUCCCCGGCAACGCUCUGGUGGUCGACCCCAAGAAGCCCUUCAGGAAGCUCAACGCCUUUGGGAACGCCUUCCUCAACAGGUUCGUGUGCGCCCAGCUGCCUAAUCCGGUGCUAGAAAGCAUCAGCGUGAUUGACACCCCGGGAAUUCUGUCCGGAGAGAAGCAGAGGAUCAGUCGAGGCUAUGACUUCGCGGCCGUCCUGGAGUGGUUCGCGGAGCGAGUGGACCGGAUCAUAUUGCUGUUCGACGCCCACAAACUGGACAUCUCUGACGAGUUCUCCGAGGUGAUAAAGGCCCUGAAAAACCACGAAGACAAGAUCAGGGUUGUGCUGAACAAAGCUGACCAGAUAGAGACCCAGCAGUUGAUGAGAGUCUACGGUGCCCUGAUGUGGUCACUGGGGAAGAUAGUCAACACCCCUGAGGUGAUCCGCGUGUACAUCGGGUCGUUUUGGUCGCACCCUCUGCUGAUUCCUGACAACAGGAAGCUGUUUGAGGCCGAGGAGCAGGAUUUAUUUAAGGACAUUCAGUCUUUACCAAGGAAUGCGGCACUUCGGAAACUCAAUGACCUGAUCAAGAGGGCGAGAUUAGCCAAGGUCCACGCCUACAUCAUCAGCUCACUAAAGAAAGAGAUGCCCUCUGUGUUUGGGAAGGAGAACAAGAAGAAAGAACUGAUCGGCAGCCUGGGCGACAUCUACAAGCGCAUCGAAAGAGAACAUCAGAUAUCGCCUGGGGAUUUUCCUAAUUUGAAGAAGAUGCAGGAUCAGCUUCAAGCACAGGAUCUCACCAGGUUCCAGCCCCUGAAACCCAAGCUCCUGGAGGCGGUCGACGACAUGCUAGCUAACGAUAUCGCCAGCCUAAUGAUUCUGGUCCGCCAGGAGGAGACCCAGCGGCCCAACGCAGUAGUGAAGGGCGGCGCCUUCGACGGCACCGUGGACGGGCCGUUCGGCCACGGCUACGGCGAGGGCGCGGGCGAAGGCAUCGACGAAGCCGAGUGGGUGGUGGCGCGCGACAAACCGGCGUACGACGAGAUCUUCUACACGCUGUCGCCGGUCAACGGGAAAGUGACGGGCGCCAACGCCAAGAGGGAGAUGGUGAAGUCCAAACUGCCCAAUACGGUGCUGGGAAAGAUCUGGAAGCUGGCGGACAUCGAUAAGGACGGGAUGCUGGAUGACGAGGAGUUUGCAUUGGCCAAUCACCUGAUAAAGGUGAAGCUGGAAGGACACGAGCUGCCUUCGGAGCUCCCCGCACACCUGGUGCCUCCAUCCAAGAGGAAAAUGCCUGAGUAAAUGUAAGAUCGCCCCUCCUCCCCAUAUUACUGUAGCAUUAUAGCCACAAACUGCAAAAGGAAAAUCCUUAAAGUGAUUAUAACCUCAGACACAAACCCCCUCAUCUGCAUUGCAUCUUCCUUCCCUUCAGAUAUUAGGAUAAAAUAUGCAUUUACAUUUAAAUGAAAGCUAAGACUGGCUUCAAACCUUUGAGUGACGGAGAAAGGAGGUAGUUUAAAGUAAGUAUAACAAGAUUUAAGUAGGUAACACGUUAAAAGCCUAAAACAAGAAACACUGGAUUUCAGCAACUACUGGAAAAACAUGAGAGCGGCUCAACAAUGUGAAGAUAAAAAGCACCUAUAUUCAUCCAGCAGUUCAUCCCACAAUGGCAGCGCAUCCAGUCACCAUGAAAUAGUCUAAAUCUGUUAAUGAUUAGCUCUGCCAAGAUUUCACCAACUGCAGUUCUGAAUCUGACCCUAUCUGACAAUACUGUGAGCGUUUGGUCACACAUCCUCGUUUUGUCUAAUGUGAAGCUGUGGCUGCACGUCGUAGCUAAUGUACGUAACCCCACGAUCACAUGUUUUAGUGUUAUUAUUUGUAUUGUACGUGUAUUAGUCUUGGACACGAUACCGUUGAGUUGACACUUCAUUGACUAACUCUGCGGCUCAUUUCGUCAUUGUAACAAAACGCAAAUCAACAUUUUUUUUUUUACCAAAUGUUUCUUUGUGCUUUUGAAUGAAGGUUGGCUCUCUGCAUUUAAUGUAUUUUAUUGUGGACGUGUAAUAAAGUACAAGUCUGCCGGC